Messenger RNA from Wyeomyia smithii (pitcher-plant mosquito), 773 nucleotides. RefSeq names its product dynactin subunit 5 (gene DCTN5-p25). The record is from RefSeq and is a predicted model, not a curated record. The transcript has 2 exons. Lineage: Eukaryota; Metazoa; Arthropoda; Insecta; Diptera; Culicidae. Bases 113 to 676 code for a protein of 187 amino acids.
CUUCAAUACUUAUAAAAACAAACAAUAUAACUACCGUUUUUACUGUCCAAAAACGUCCGAAAUCUUAGCUAAACAGUUUUUCUUAGUCAUAUAAGUAUUUCUCUAAUUUGAUAUGGAUGUUUUGAACACAUAUUAUAACAAAGAUGAAUACGUUGAGACGGCAUCUGGGAACAAAGUCAGUCGACAGACCAUUCUUUGCGGCUCGCAAAACAUUGUUCUGCACGGCAAAGUGAUUGUCCAAAGUGGAGCCAUCAUUCGGGGCGACUUGGCUGCUGUUCGCACAGGCCGAUACUGUGUAAUUUCAAAGGGCUCGGUAGUACGGCCACCAUACAAGCAGUUUAGCAAAGGAGUGGCAUUUUUUCCUCUUCAAAUUGGAGAUCAUGUUUUUAUUGGAGAAGGUGCAAUCGUGUCAGCUGCUUCCAUAGGAUCCUACGUUUAUAUAGGAAAGAACGCAGUUGUGGGACGACGAUGUGUAUUGAAGGAUAACUGCGUCAUUGAAGACGGAGCCAUUCUUCCUCCGGAAACAACUGUGGCUAGUUAUAUGCGCUACACAGCUGAGGGCAAAAUCGAAGGCGGGCAGGGCAAUCCAGAUUUUGUCCCUCAUGCAAUGCAGGAUUUAAUGGUAGAAUACACCAAGUCUUAUUAUGAACAUUUCAUUCCGGCUAGCGGAGCAUGAAAUCAAUCAGUGUAAAUUAAGCAAGCGAAAGUAUUUAUAUAUUACUUUUAUUUAUUAAACGGAUCUUAUUGCAGCAGAUGGCUGUAAAAACAAACUA